Messenger RNA from Periconia digitata, 1228 nucleotides. The record is from the annotation of a GenBank genome assembly. Lineage: Eukaryota; Fungi; Ascomycota; Dothideomycetes; Pleosporales; Periconiaceae.
UAAACAGCUCGAAUUAUUGCCCAUAUCUUGUAACAAACCUGAUUGAUAUCGCAUCAUUGAGAACAACCAUGUCCAAGUCUACAUUGUCCAUUCUGGGCUGUGGCAACUUAGGCACAGCCAUCUUGAAAGGUCUAAUCAACAGCCCCAAAAAGCCAUCCGCAGCAGGUUUCGAUAGAUAUAUUGCGUGCGUCCGAAGUACCGCGUCCAAAAACCGCUUGGUAGAUCAAUUCCCUACACCCUACAAAAAUGGAUCCUUAACCAUCUCGCAAAACGAGACGGCCAAAGCAGCAUCCGAAUCCGAUGUCGUAAUCCUGGGCGUAGAUCCAGCAGACGUCGAAGCAACAAUGAAGCAAACAGGCCUUGGCUCAGCAUUAAAAAGCAAGCUGCUUAUAAGCGUAGCAGCCGGCUGGACACGCGAAAGCCUAGAGAGCAUGAUCCCCACGGCGAAUGAAGCAGCCGGAAGCGACAGGACGUGGGUGCUGCGAACUCUACCCAACAUUGCAGCGCUGGCGUCUCAAUCCUUGACUGCAAUCGAAGACCCGCACCCAGACAUGCCCGUGAAACAUCUUAAUACUGCUUCUGCCAUCUUCUCGCAGAUUGGCAGAACGAUUCAAAUCGCACCUCGUCUGAUGCCCGCUACGACCGCGGUGGGAGGGUCGACACCUGCGUUCUUCGCGGUUAUUUGCGACUCAAUGAUUGAUGCGGCCGUUGCUGUAGGUGUUCCCCGAGCUCAGGCGCAGGAAAUGGUGUAUCAAAGCAUGAGGGGAACUGCGGAGAUGCUGCAGAGUGGACUGCAUCCGGGACUGCUGAAGGAUCAAGGGACAAGCCCAGAGGGCUGCACGAUGGCUGGAUUGAUGGUGCUGGAAGAAGGCGCGAUUAGGGGGACGGUUGGAAGGGCCGUCAGGGAAGCGGUCACAGUUGCACGUUUGAUGGGUACGGGCGAUGACUUACACGUCAAUGAUACGAGACAACCCGGUGCGAAAACUUGAGUGGCCUUGUGGCGUGGGCGAAUCUGUUCAUCGUGAGGGGAGAUCAUGAAGCACAAUGCUUACUCCUUGCUCCUCCGCUCAAGGUUUGGAUAUGAGAUCGGGCAUCGGGGAGGAUAUGAGAGGUAGAAAUUUGUUGAUGGAGCAAUCACACCACCAUGUGCGGGUCUGCACAAAAGAAUAUGCACAUGUGGAUUUUGAUUCGAAUGACCACACUGAACAGGUAUAUCAUCAAUUUCGGU